Molecule: messenger RNA, 1262 nt
Organism: Lathyrus oleraceus (garden pea)
Lineage: Eukaryota; Viridiplantae; Streptophyta; Magnoliopsida; Fabales; Fabaceae
Product: cationic peroxidase 1
Exons: 4
Coding region: 119-1066 (315 amino acids)
Biological process (GO): hydrogen peroxide catabolic process; response to oxidative stress
Molecular function (GO): peroxidase activity; heme binding
Source: RefSeq, a predicted model, not a curated record
GACCAAAACAAUGUAACCUCCAAUAUAAAUAUGUGACAAAUUCAUAAGACAGAAUUCCACAAAUUCACAAUCUAAGCCUCUUCAAAAAUUAUACAAAUUCCUAUCACCACAACCAAAAAUGAUUAUUCCAAACGUGAAAGCUUGUUUUAUGAUUUUUAGCUUUGUUGGGAUAGUCUCAGCUCAACUAUCCCCUAGUUUUUACUCAACAACAUGCCCUUCUGCUCUUUCUAUCAUUAAGACACAAAUAGAUUCUGCUGUGGAUACUGAGGCUCGCAUGGGUGCAUCAUUGCUUCGUCUUCAUUUCCAUGAUUGUUUUGUUCAAGGUUGUGAUGCAUCAGUGUUAUUAGACGAUACAUCAAGUUUCACAGGUGAAAAAACAGCAGGUCCAAAUGCUGGUUCUUUAAGAGGUUUUGACGUAAUUGACACCAUAAAAUCUCAACUCGAAGUUUCGUGUCCAAAUAUUGUCUCUUGUGCUGAUAUCAUUGCCGUAGCUGCAAGAGAUUCUGUUGUCGCACUAGGUGGACCUAGUUGGAUAGUGCAAUUGGGGAGAAGAGACUCAACCACCGCAAGUUUAAGUUCUGCAAAUUCAGAUUUACCUGGUCCUGAUUCAGAUCUAAGCGAUCUUAUUACUUCUUUUUCUAAUAAAGGUUUCACUACAAAAGAAAUGGUUGCUCUAUCAGGAUCUCACACGAUUGGUCAAGGAAGCUGUAGAUUCUUCAGAAAUAGAAUUUACAACGAGGACAACAUAGAUUCUGAAUUUGCAACAUCAUUGCAAGCAAAUUGUCCUACCACGGGUGGUGACAAUAAUUUGUCACCACUCGACACGACCACACCAAACACAUUUGAUAAUUCUUAUUAUAAGAAUUUGCAAAACCAAAAGGGACUCUUUCACUCGGAUCAAGAGCUUUUCAACGAUGGUUCAACAGACUCUGAUGUUGAUGAAUAUAGUAGUAACGCUUCAACUUUUGCAACUGAUUUUGCUAAUGCAAUGGUUAAAAUGGGGAGCCUUAACCCACUCACUGGGACAAGUGGUGAGAUUAGGAUUGAUUGCAAGUUUGUCAAUUGAGGUUUUGGGACUUUUGGGAAUAUAGUUUAUGGUAAUUUGGGUGCUUUUAUUGUGGCAAUGUUUAUGUUUUUAUAAAUGUAAUGUGUGUUUAAACUUUAAUAUGGAUCAAUUUCAAUGUUUGAAAUUGUUUAAACUAUUAUGUAAGCUUAUAUAUUGCAUAAAUAAUAAUAAAAUUAAAAGGGAGAAUUUUAUUUUA